Acyrthosiphon pisum (pea aphid) is the source of this 807-nucleotide messenger RNA. Its product is annotated as tigger transposable element-derived protein 4-like. NCBI's taxonomy places the organism in Eukaryota, Metazoa, Arthropoda, Insecta, Hemiptera, Aphididae. The transcript is spliced from 4 exons. Bases 1 to 807 code for a protein of 268 amino acids. The record is from RefSeq and is a predicted model, not a curated record. Gene Ontology annotation, cellular component: nucleus. Gene Ontology annotation, molecular function: DNA binding.
AUGGAAAAAUCUGAUCAUGAAGAUAUUGAUAAUGCUUUAUUAAAAUGGUUUAAAACACAACGAAGUUUCAAUAUACCGAUUAAUGGACCGAUUCUACAAGAGAAAGCAAACGAUUUAGCAAAACUAUUGGGUAAAGAUUUUUCAUGUUCUUCAUCGUGGAUUCAGCGGUUUCAGGUAAGACACAAUAUUACUUUUUCUAAAGUUAAUGGAGAAUCUGCCAGUGUAAACAUUGAAGAAACAACCAAAUGGAUGGAGAUGGUUUGGCCAAAAUUGCGCGAGGGAUAUGAUGAUGCUGAAAUUUAUAAUUGCGAGACUUGUUCUGGAGGAAAAAUGUCUAAAGAGAGGUUAACUGUACUUGUGUGUGCUAAUAUGACCGGAACAUCAAAAAAGAAACUUUUUGUGAUAGGAAAAUCGAAAACACCACGUUGUUUUAAAAAUGUUAAAUCUUUGCCAGUGAUUUAUGAAGCAAAUAAACGUGCAUGGAUAACAUCUGAAUUGUGUGAUAGAUUUUUACGAAAAUGGGACAGUGAACUAAAAAGAAAGAGAGAAAAGAUUUUACUAUUAAUAGAUAACUGUCCAUCGUAUACCAAGUUAAAUGAUUUGCAUUUACAAAGUACUUCUACUACUUUAAACAUUCAAGAAAACAAUUUUGACUACCCAAACUUCGAAAAUUUUGUAGAUAUAGAUACUGAGGUAGCUACAACAGGAAUAUUAAGUGACGAGGACAUAGUGAGUACAAUAUCCAAACCAAAUGAAGAAGAAGAAGAAGAAGAGGAGGAUAAACUAAUGAAGAUAAAGAUUAUUUAA